GCCUUGUUCGCUUGUCAAACUCCUGAGAAUUGUCGUCAUCGGAGUUGCUUCGAUGACACUUCUUUGGACUCGCGGACGUUUUUUUUUCCUUGUGCGGAGAGCUCUCUCGGGUGUAUUAAUGUGAAAGAGAGAAGGACAGAAAUUCGUUGUAUCUACUUCCCAAUCGAAUAUUUUUCCCCAUCAAAUAGUCAGGUAUUCGAUGAAGAAGAUAGUUGCCGAAUUGACUAGGUUUGAUCCCAUACAAUGUAGAAAACGUCUCCUUUAUCGAAAAAACAUUCAUCAUCGAGGGGGUGCGGAUACUGCCGAUAGAUCGUUCCUACUGGGACAAAGCGUAGACUGAAAAAGUUGGAGCUGGCUGUCGACGGCAACACCUACGAAAAUAUCCCACGUUAUGGCAAAGCUCCACAGUACUCCGAUCGGUUCCGAAAGUAGGUCCUCCCGUCCUCCGACAAAUUACAGUCCAAUCAUUGGUUCCUGGAAUUACUCUCUUGUUUCACGCAGAUUUACCGGAGGCCGCUCACACGCAUCGCAGACGCUGGACGUGAUCAAGACCAUCAUGCUGAACGACAAGCAAAAACAUGAUGUGAUUGACGCCGUCAAUGUGGAUUUCGACAUUCCUUUGCUCUCGGAGGGAAUCGAAAGGAGAUUUAUCGAGAAUUUCGUCGACCAGGCGGUGCCCGCGAUGGAACCAUCGCUUUCGGCGCUCAUGCCACCCGCGUAUGUGGAUCUGGUCAAGGUCGCGCUGGACGAAACCCUUACGGCCGCCGAAAGGAAGGAAUGCAUGUCCGCACUGCUACGUGGCGAGCUGGCCGUUCCGCUGUCGAAGCAACUCAACGAGCGCGUGGACGUUUCGUACAUCCCGGAGAGCAUGGAGGGCAAGGUUCUCAAGGUCGUGGCCGAAAAGAUGGUCAACGAAAUCGUCGCGGCGGCCGUAAAAUCGGACUAAGGAGGCCAGGCAGAAUUAAGUGACCACACCGGCAAGCUUGGCUCCGUCAUUCUCGCUUGACCACGGCAGCAUUCAUGUUGUCCUUGUGUAGAGUAUUGUCGUUCAUGUCGACGAGGCAACAGCGGGAGUAGAAGCCACGUGCGGGCCUACUCUCAAGUAGGACGAAGGUUGGCCGAGAAACACCUGGGCUCGUUGCCCCGUACAAGUAGGCCUUAUCGAAGAAGCUUUCAGCCUAGGAGGAGGCGGUGACCGUACUGCUGUUGUUUGCCCACGCGAGUGGGCCAAGAAGGUUCAUCACAUUUCUUUGUGACGACCAAGGUUUGGUCGACAUGUUUCAGUCUCUAUCGGCUGCCUAUACCACCCUCCGUAGGGUGAGCCGGGGGUACGGGCUGACGAGGCAGGUAUCCUCUUCUUGAGGCUACCGUGGUACGUUUCAUGAGAUGUCCCUUGACGUUACUGUGGGCUGCCCACGAAUCGCCAUAGGGAUAGGGCCACCCCACAGGGGCCGACACAGGCUGAUCGCGACCCCUGGCCCCCCUUGGGCGGCCCACCGGACCCACUGUAGGUUCUUUUGUAUUUUUGCACUCACGGAACAUCCUGGUCGACCGUAGUUUGGGGGUGGCGGACAAUGGGCGGCCCGUGAGUCGCUUGAUCGAAGCGUAUGUAUGCUUACGUC
Ectocarpus sp. CCAP 1310/34 is the source of this 1622-nucleotide messenger RNA. NCBI's taxonomy places the organism in Eukaryota, Phaeophyceae, Ectocarpales, Ectocarpaceae. The record is from the annotation of a GenBank genome assembly.